Messenger RNA from Pseudogymnoascus destructans, 654 nucleotides. RefSeq lists its product as uncharacterized. The transcript has a single exon. Gene Ontology annotation, molecular function: transferase activity, transferring phosphorus-containing groups. NCBI's taxonomy places the organism in Eukaryota, Fungi, Ascomycota, Leotiomycetes, Thelebolales, Thelebolaceae. Bases 1 to 654 code for a protein of 217 amino acids. The record is from RefSeq and is a predicted model, not a curated record. Gene Ontology annotation, biological process: phosphorylation.
AUGCUAACUGGAUCCAAGGAAAAUGUAACAGCUCCGGGAACCGGCCUUGGCAUGAGUAUCGUGAAGCAAAUCGUCGAUUUGUCAGGUGGGGUAAUCGAAGUUCACAGCGAGCUCGGUAGGGGCACAGAGAUGAAGCUUAGCCUACCUCCGGAUGAUCGUCUACGACGAACAAGCGAAUCACCAGAGUUGAUGAUACCAAUACCCGAAUAUUCCAUCGGUGCUGUUCGACGCCGUGCUAAUGGCCGCACGGUUACCAUCCGUGGGUUUGACAAUACGGCAGGGAAAUCAGAUCUCCAGAUAGAAGCGAUCACAAGCUUGAAGGCUUCCAUCGUAAAAUAUGCCGAGGAAUGGUUUAACCUGGAGGUUAACUCUGAUAAUUUGGUUGCUGACAUCGUCAUCUCGGAUGAAUCCGAGUUCCUCAAAUCGACCAAACUCAUAGAAAGCAGUUCGCAGCUAUUACUCAUUCUGUGUAGUAACGGGGCCCGACGCGGUAUCUACACAUCUCAAUUUGAAGUCGGCCAACUUGUCGAGUUCAUCAGCAAACCAUGUGGCCCACAUUGUCUAGCGAAAGCACUACUGAAUAUCCUCGACGCAGAGGACGCUCUGAAAAGGUCGAAAGCCGACCAUGCCAUCCAGGCGGAACCACAGGGUUAA